ACACCUUCAGUUGCUCUUCUUCAACGCUUCGACCUUCUUAAAUCUCUUCGGAUCUAAAUUUCCGACAGUCUUUGAGGGGAAGUCAACUGAGGACGUCAAUUCAACUGCAGUGGUCGCUGACACAACACACGAGUCAAUACGGGUUUGGAACUUGGUCGUGUCAUUUUUACUACAUCUUCUCGUCAUAAUAAGAACCAUACAUAAAUUCUAAAUGUGUAGUUUAUAAAAAAAGAAGAAACAACCGUUCUCGAUACCACGAGGGUUUGGUGUGAACUUUUUUCGUCGAAAAUUACCCUAAUUUGUGGAAUUGGAUUUUCUAUCACUCGCAAAAACUUGACGACCUACCACUACAAUUCACUUCAGUCAAUCACUCUGGUACUCAAAAUAAGAAGAUGACGUUCCCGAAAGGAUUGUUGAACUUGGCCCUAUUGUGCUGUGGGCUGUUGGGAUUUACUGCAGUUCAUGGAUUAACAGUAAAAGCCAAAGGGAAAGCAUUUCCCCUGAGAACAAGUUUAACUGGCUUUGAGAAAUUGUCAGAUUUGGACUAUAGGGGAAAUACUUACUACUCGAUAAGGAAUCUAUCGCUACACGAAUGUCAAGGAUGGUGCCGUCAGGAGCCGGAAUGUGCUGCAGCAGCGUUCAGUUUCGUUGUGAACCCGUUAGCCCCGAUCCAAGAGACGCUGUGUCUCUUACAGAAUGACACAACAGCUCACAACCCCAGUGCCGUCCCCCAGAAGGCAGCCUCGAUGUAUUACAUGGUCAAACUGCAUAUCCGAUCAGAGAAAGUCUGCUCUCGCCCAUGGACAUUCGAGCGAGUGCCCAACAAGAUGCUCAAGAACUUUGACAACUCAUUGAUUUUCACUUCCACCAAAGAAGCUUGCCUUGCAGCCUGUCUUAAUGAGCGCCGAUUUACAUGCCGAUCCGCCGAGUACAACUACGUCACUCUUCAAUGCCACUUAUCAGAGGAGGAUCGUCGAACCGCACCAGAAUCUUCAUUCGUAGAUGCCACUGGAGUUGACUAUUUUGAGAAUUUGUGCCUUCAGGGAAACACUACGUGCAAGUCGAAAAAGACGUUUUCCGAACCCAAGCUUGGAGUCCCCAUCGAUCGAGUAUCUCACUAUGUUGGUCUCCACUACUAUGUCGAUAAGGAAAUGCAGGUUUCUGGUCUGGCUGGGUGUAAAAGAGCUUGUGAAGUAGAGGACGAAUUUUUGUGCCGCUCUUUCCUCUUCAAGGCGUCCGUGCCUACUGGGAGCUACAAUUGCCAACUUUACCAUAUGGAUCAUCACACUCUUCCUGAUGGACCAGCCACUUAUCUCAACACAGAGAGACCACUUUUGGAUAAUGGCACUCCCAUCGGUCAAUAUCAGGAGAAUCAGUGUGAUGAGUCCACGAACAAGGUAGGAGAUCCGCUUCCUCUGGAAAUGGAGCCGAAUCCAGGAACCUUCAAACCCGUCCAAGACUUUGACAAAGAAGAUGCGGAUUGCGAUUAUACUGGAACAUGCUACGACGUCCAAGUUCAGUGCAAGGAUACCAGAAUCGCUGUUCAAGUGAGAACAAACAAGCCAUUCAAUGGGCGAGUAUAUGCAUUGGGACGCUCAGAAACUUGCAACGUUGAUGUCAUCGAUUCCGACGUCUUUAGACUAGAUCUUAGUCUCUCUGGACAAGACUGCAACACUCAAUCUGUGGGUGGAGUUUACACGAACACGGUUGUUCUGCAACAUCAUUCUGUGGUAAUGACAAAGGCUGACAAAAUCUACAAAGUCAAGUGCACAUACGAUAUUAGCUCCCGAAACAUAACGUUCGGAAUGAUGCCGAUUCGUGAUCCCGACACAAUUUCGAUUACAUCCGCCCCAGAAGCUCCUCCACCAAAGAUCAGGAUUCAGGACGCUUUCGGGAAAGAAGUGGAAACCGUGCGAAUUGGAGAUCGUCUCACCUUUCUCAUCGAAAUCCCAAACAAUACUCCUUAUGGAAUAUUUGCACGAAGCUGCAUUGCAAUGGCCAAGGACUCACGAUCCACAUUUAACAUCAUUGACGAUGAUGGAUGCCCCGUUGAACCAACAAUUUUCCCGAAAUUUUCCCAGUCUGGUCAAUCUCAACUCAUUGCGGAAUACGAGGCUUUUCGAUUCACUGAAAGUUAUGGAGUCAUUUUCCAAUGCAACGUCAAAUACUGUUUGGGACCAUGUCCUGCAGCCGAGUGUACCUAUAAUCGAGAGAAGUUUGACUCUUAUGGCAGAAGGAAACGCCGUGCCAUUGACGAAGACAGGAGCAACGCCAUUGCUGGUCCCAAUGCCACCAAUGCAGAUUUGACCCUGAGCCAAGAAAUUCUAGUACUUGACUUCAAUGAAGAACUUCCCAGCAACGUUCCAAAGUACUCCAUGCCCAACGAUCCCCUGGACUCCAACUACAUCGAGCCCAACCCCACCUUCAGCAGCAGCAAUAAUAACAAUUACAACCACAACCGUCGAUCCUCCCACAGUCACAACCGAGAGGCCUUCGGACCCAACUACGAACGAGAGUACGAAGGAGGAGAAAGUUCUUGUCCCACCAGAAACUCUGUCCUCGUUCUGUCCGUCGUCUGCGGAAUGCUUCUCCUCCUCUACAUCGCAUCCGCCGUCUGCUUCAUGGCCAAAAGUCGCCCCUGGAGAAGUUCUUCAAUGGGUCAUAGUCACCACAAGCACAUAAUUCAAUAAUGACGUUUCUCUCUAAGCUAAAUCUUAGGACGUAGAUCUAUUCAUUGGAAAUUUUGUGGGCCAUUUAUAUGAAUUACAUACAUACAUACGAUUUGGGGGGUUUAUACUAAUCUCAUUUGAUCUGUGGAAGGAGAGUGAGUUUAAUUUAUGUUAACUUACAAUGACUCUCACUCUUUUAGUGAUAACUAUUUAUAAAGAAAACACAGGACAGCGACCGAAAAGAAGAAUCUGUACAAAGACAGUAAUGAACAAUGUAGAUUAGAAUAUUUCAUGAAAAACUACACAUAAAUACUUACUUGUAUAUGGGCGAUACUAACAAGCUACCUGCAAAAUUACUCAUUUAACUUUAAAUUUUAUUGGAAACCCACCUAACUUUAUACGUAAAUCAAGACAGUGAGUCUGCUGAAAUUUAAGUAAUGUGCUAACUUUUGUUGUUAUUCAAGUAUGUAUGUAGUUGGUGUUGGGUAGUUUACUUAUUUAUUGGGUCACACUUAUCAUUACGUAGUUAUUAGUUAGAUUAAUGUGCUGCUGAAAUGUUCAUGUGCCUCGUCCGUAAAGGGUGGGCCGGAACGAGCAUGCAGAGUCACACGUACCUACUCAAUGUACCUGAUGAAGUGAAAGUUGGUGAAUUCCCAGCAAAUAGUGGGUUUCCCGUUAACAUGGGUCUCUGGAUUAAUAAUCAUGGGGUAUUGUAGUUAUUAUUAUAGUUCACCAAAGCGAGAGGUGGGUGAUCUACCACCAAUAGUUCUAGGAUUUGUUGAUCGGUUUGGUGCAUGUAUUUAUUUAUUAUUUAUUGUUAGUAUUAACUGAAUGAGUGGGAGUUACCAAAUUACGGGGUAGACUGGAAAGGAAGCAGCUUUAAUUUUUGACAUGUAUAAUUUAGACCGAGACCGGAAUCAAUACCUGUUGUUUUGGUUUUUUAUCCUGACUAGCUAGACUUCGACUGCCACUAAAAAAAGUGUAAAAACAAUUUACAAAACAGUUGACUGAAAAACACAAGUAUUUAUCUACAAACAUACAGAAUGAUUAUUGGGCUACUACAAAGUGACGACUUUUUAUCGUGGUGUGGUGCCUAAUAAUAAAACACCAUGAUCCAAAGAACGCAUACUGUGAAACAUUUAAUUAACUUGUAUUUGUUACUACUAUUACUAAGUAUGUUAGCAUUUUUGUACUGUUAUUAACUUAUUAUGACUCCGUAUGCAAUAAAAGACGAAGGAAAACAUAA
Molecule: messenger RNA, 3915 nt
Organism: Folsomia candida
Lineage: Eukaryota; Metazoa; Arthropoda; Collembola; Entomobryomorpha; Isotomidae
Gene: tyn
Exons: 21
Coding region: 393-2690 (765 amino acids)
Source: RefSeq, a predicted model, not a curated record